Molecule: messenger RNA, 1176 nt
Organism: Juglans microcarpa x Juglans regia
Lineage: Eukaryota; Viridiplantae; Streptophyta; Magnoliopsida; Fagales; Juglandaceae
Product: probable xyloglucan endotransglucosylase/hydrolase protein 23
Exons: 3
Coding region: 119-1000 (293 amino acids)
Biological process (GO): cell wall biogenesis; xyloglucan metabolic process
Cellular component (GO): cell wall; apoplast
Molecular function (GO): hydrolase activity, hydrolyzing O-glycosyl compounds; xyloglucan:xyloglucosyl transferase activity
Source: RefSeq, a predicted model, not a curated record
CAUUUGGUGUAUCAAUCUCAUCUAUUCAAGAAACAAAUCAAAGCUUCCCUGCUCUGUCAAAAUUAAUCACUUUUUGUACCUCCAAUUCUUUUGCCAUAAAAUCAAAUACCAAUUACCGAUGUCUUCUUUCUCUUCACUUUGUUCAACUGCUCUGCUAAUCCUGGCAAUGGUCAGCUCGGUGGGGAUUUCUUCUGCAGGUAAUUUCAAUCAAGACUUUUACAUUACUUGGGGAGAUGGCCGUGCCAAGAUACUCAACAACGGCGAUCUGCUUACUCUCUCCCUUGACAAAGCUUCUGGCUCUGGUUUCAACUCCCAGAACGAGUAUUUAUUUGGUAAGAUAGAUAUGCAAAUCAAGCUUGUUCCUGGAAAUUCAGCUGGCACCGUGACAGCCUACUACUUACGCUCAGAAGGGUCGUUGUGGGACGAGAUAGACUACGAAUUCUUGGGCAACGUAAGCGGCGAACCUUAUAUUGUUCACACAAAUGUUUUUGGACAAGGCAAAGGCAACAGAGAGCAGCAGUUCUAUCUCUGGUUCGACCCCACGGCUGACUUCCACACCUACUCCAUUCUUUGGAACCCCCAACGCAUCAUCUUCUCUGUGGAUGGCACUCCCAUUAGAGAGUUCAAGAACCAUGAGUCGAUUGGCGUUCCAUUCCCAAAAAACCAGCCGAUGAGGAUACACUCUAGCCUCUGGAAUGCUGAUGACUGGGCCACAAGGGGUGGACUAGUCAAGACAGAUUGGACACAAGCUCCUUUUACUGCUUCCUAUAGGAACUUCAAUGCGGAUGCUUGUGUUUGGUCCUCUGGGGCAUCUUCCUGCGGCUCAAGUUCACCUUCCACCUCUGCUACCAAUGCUUGGCUCUCCGAAGAGCUGGACUCGGCAAGCCAAGAGAGGCUCAAGUGGGUUCAGAAGAAUUACAUGAUUUACAACUACUGCACGGACGCAAAGCGAUUUCCACAAGGUCUUCCUCCAGAGUGCACUGCCACUAGCGAGUCUUAAAUACCUCAAUAUUGUAGAGCUGUUGCCAUUUUUUUGUCAUAUAUUCGCUUCUGAGAUUUUAGAAACACAAUUAUUUCAUUUAUUGUGGUUGUAAUGACACAAUAAAAUGGAUCACUGAAACAGAGUUUGGAUGUAAGUUUUACUGUUUGAAAUGCAUCAAAAGAGAUUAUUUUCUA